GCCUUGGUUUGAGCAUUUUAAACGGAUAUAUAUUUUUUUUAAAUUUGAAUUUUUUCCGGUGUUGAAACCUUAACGACAUCACGAAAAUAUUCAAUAUCGAUUCGUAGUGAUUUUUUUUUAUUGAAGUUUUGUUCAUUUAUUAAAAUAAUAAUUCGGAAAGCAGUCUUUUGUAGAGAGAAAAAAAGAAAUUGCACGAUUUCGUUAGUGAAUCGUUCCAUGAAUUUGAAAUCGAUUCGAAACGUGUUUUCUUGUAGUUGUUGUUGCUUUUUCCAUGCAAACGUAUGUGUAAGAUUGUGUAAAGUGCAUCAUAAAACUAAGUGAAGGAAAAGUCCGACACGAUAAAGAAAAAAACAACUCUUCGAAAGUUAUUAGAAAAUUUGAAAAAUCCGUACAUAGAGAAACAAUACGACCACCAUCAUGGUUUCCUCGAGUAAAAUGUUAAAUGUGCGCGUCACCACAAUGGACGCCGAACUGGAGUUUGCCAUCCAGCAAACGACCACCGGCAAACAGUUAUUCGAUCAAGUGGUUAAGACGAUUGGAUUACGCGAGGUUUGGUUCUUUGGACUUCAGUACACAGAUUCAAAGGGCGAUCUCACAUGGAUUAAACUGUAUAAGAAGGUGAUGAACCAAGAUGUGAAGAAAGAAAAUCCACUUCAAUUCAAAUUCCGUGCCAAAUUCUAUCCUGAAGAUGUUGCCGAGGAGUUGAUUCAAGACAUUACCCUUCGUUUGUUCUAUUUGCAAGUAAAGAAUGCAAUUUUAUCAGAUGAAAUUUAUUCACCGCCCGAAACAUCGGUGCUAUUGGCAUCGUAUGCGGUGCAAGCGCGACACGGUGACUUCAAUAAAAACACACACAAUCCCGGUUUUUUGUCGAACGAUCGCUUGUUGCCGCAACGUGUUAUUGACCAACACAAAAUGUCAAAAGACGAAUGGGAACAAUCGAUUAUGACAUGGUGGCAAGAGCACAAGGGAAUGCUUCGUGAAGAUGCGAUGAUGGAAUACUUGAAAAUUGCUCAGGACUUGGAAAUGUAUGGUGUCAAUUACUUUGAAAUUCGCAACAAAAAAGGCACCGAACUCUGGUUGGGUGUUGAUGCAUUAGGUUUGAAUAUCUAUGAAAAAGACGAUAAACUAACACCCAAAAUUGGUUUUCCAUGGUCCGAAAUCCGUAACAUUUCGUUCAAUGAUAGAAAAUUCAUCAUCAAACCGAUCGAUAAGAAGGCGCCCGAUUUUGUGUUCUUUGCACCACGUGUUCGCAUCAAUAAACGCAUUUUGGCCUUAUGCAUGGGUAACCAUGAAUUGUAUAUGCGACGCCGUAAACCGGACACAAUUGACGUGCAACAAAUGAAAGCACAAGCACGUGAAGAAAAGAAUGCCAAGCAACAGGAACGUGAAAAAUUGCAAAUGGCAUUGGCCGCACGUGAACGUGCCGAAAAGAAACAACAGGAAUACGAAGACCGUUUGCGUGCCAUGCAAGAAGAGAUGGAACGAUCACAAGCCAAUUUGAUCGAAGCACAGGAUAUCAUUCGUCGUCUUGAAGAACAAUUACGUCAAUUGCAAGCUGCCAAGGAUGAAUUGGAAUUGCGUCAAAAUGAAUUACAAGCGAUGUUGCAACGUUUAGAAGAUGCCAAGAAUUUGGAAGCGGCCGAACGUCAAAAAUUGGAAGAUGAAAUCAGAGCCAAACAGGAUGAAGUGCAACGCAUCCAAGACGAGGUCAACAUUAAAGACAGCGAAACAAAACGCUUGCAAGAAGAAGUUGAAGAAGCCCGUCGCAAACAAGACGAAGCUGCUGCUGCUUUGUUGGCUGCCACAGCUACACCAAAACAUCAUCAUAUUACCGAAGACGAGGAGGAGAUGACGAAUGGUGACCACAGUGGCGAUGUAUCAAGAGACUUGGACAUUGACGAAAACAUCAAAGAUCCAGUUGAGGAUCGACGCACACUUGCCGAACGCAGUGAACGUUUGCAUGAUCAAUUGAAAGCACUUAAACAAGAUUUGGCACAGUCCAGAGACGAAACGAAGGAAACUGUCAACGAUAAAAUCCAUCGCGAGAACGUUCGUCAGGGUCGUGACAAAUAUAAAACAUUGCGUGAAAUCCGUAAAGGAAACACAAAACGUCGUGUCGAUCAAUUCGAAAAUAUGUAAACAAUUCCAACAACUUAGAUCAAUCGAACACAGAGCAUGCGAGAACGUGCCCUUCCGUAGCACGUUGAAUUUCUUGAAACAAAUCGAAACAAAUUUCAAAUCAAAACAAAACUAAACACAUUUCAAUUUUUGCUACAAUAAUUAUAAAAAAAAACAAAUAACAAAAUAAUAAUAUUUUUCUAAAUAGCAAUAAAUCUUUCAACAGAUCAUUGAACAUAAUAUUUUCUUGCAUCUGAUUUGAUAGGAUGAAGCCGCUUAUGCUAUAUGAUAAUUUAAAUGAAAAAAGAUAUGAUGAAAAACACUCGGUUGAAAAUUAAUAUCAAUUAAAAAAAAAAAACAAAAAAAAAACAAUUGUAUAAAAAAACGAAUCGAAUAAUAUCAAUGAUUAUUCUAUAUCAAACGAUUUUACAAAUGGAAAAUGUUAUGUGUCUAAUGGGAAAAAAGUGAAUUUAUCAUGAGUCGCAUUCCACACUUUUGCAUUUUGGCUUGGUUCGACACCAGCGCAAAGUACGAUCACUACAACUUUUUUUCUCUAUACUAUUCUUUUCAUUUUAAUUAAAAUAAAGUUUUUGUUGUACAUUUCAUUCUCUUUAAUCUUCUUCUUCUUUUUUUUUUGUUUGGUACAAAAUUGCAUCCUAAUUGCAUUUGGUAUUUGUUCUAUCUUCACACACCUAUUGAUAAAACUAUUUACGAACUAUCAAAGGAUUAUCUGAAUAAUUACUAUAAUAUAAUCAAUGCCUUUACGAAAACGUUACUUUUCGAAAUUAUCUUCAGUUUACAUUUGAACAAUUAAAAGAAAAACCAGUAAAGUAGCUUAUUAGUAUUAAAAUGAGAAAAUUUACUAAGAUUAGGAUACACUCUUGGUAGAUGUUCCAUACAAGUGACAAUUGACAGUAUUUGCGGCUCUAUUUCUGUUUUUCUUACGGCCUAUUGUAGCACUUUAUUACAAUCAUCAUUUCUUUUACUGGCAACAUUUUGCAGGCCAGUUACACUAGAAAAUAUAUAUAUCAUUUUCCGACGCCUGAUUCAAAUGUUUACUUUGUCUCUUUUUUGGAAUGAAAUCGCAAAUA
Molecule: messenger RNA, 3209 nt
Organism: Contarinia nasturtii (swede midge)
Lineage: Eukaryota; Metazoa; Arthropoda; Insecta; Diptera; Cecidomyiidae
Gene: Moe
Product: moesin/ezrin/radixin homolog 1
Exons: 5
Coding region: 418-2139 (573 amino acids)
Biological process (GO): regulation of organelle assembly; positive regulation of early endosome to late endosome transport; positive regulation of protein localization to early endosome
Cellular component (GO): plasma membrane; microvillus; cytoskeleton
Molecular function (GO): cell adhesion molecule binding; actin binding
Source: RefSeq, a predicted model, not a curated record